UAUGAAUAAAUACUAGCUAUUGAAAAAUCAUAUCUAGCUGUUGAUAAAAAAACCUAAUACUACAAAUAUCUUGUUCGUGAGACAUGGAUAAACCAAUUAGAAUCUAAGCAACACAAUAUGUGGUUGGACAGAUAGUAGAUUGACAAUUAGAGGUAUAAUCAAUUAAUAAUCAAUAUUCAGGAAGAGAAUAAGCGAAUCAAUUAUUAUAAGCAUUAUUACCUUUUCGGGAUCAAUUCAAAGGAAUAUAUUCUUCAGAUUUGAGAAGAGCAAAAGAAACAGCUCAAAUAAGUUUAGGAUUUCCUCAUGAUACUUUAAUAAUUGAAGAUCCACGUUUGAGGUUCAUAUAUAAUUAUACACAAGAGAACUCAAUUUUGGAAAACAUGAAAAUAUUGCUUAUUCAAUGUUAGAUCAAGAAAUAAAGGACAUUAUUUUCACAUUUCAGUACCAAGCUCCGGGAGGAGAAACCUGGUAACAAACUUAAGAAAGGGCAAUGAAGUUAAUAAGGGAGAAAUGCACUGAGAAUGGCACUUACUUAAUGUAUUCACAUGGAGUAAAAUCAUCAUGCUAAUUAAAAGGGAUAAAUUUGUAGCAUUACAUAUAAUUUGGGGUUGCAAAACUCAAUAGGAAAUUGCAGUUGUGUAGGGUUGGAAUAUGAUUAAUAGAAAAAGGAGAUGAAAUAAUUAUUAUUCAAAUGGGAUUUUCCAGAAGAAGAGAAUGAAUAAGAAAUAUGA
Messenger RNA from Paramecium octaurelia, 731 nucleotides. Lineage: Eukaryota; Ciliophora; Oligohymenophorea; Peniculida; Parameciidae. The record is from the annotation of a GenBank genome assembly.